Molecule: messenger RNA, 1275 nt
Organism: Caenorhabditis briggsae
Lineage: Eukaryota; Metazoa; Nematoda; Chromadorea; Rhabditida; Rhabditidae
Gene: Cbr-hel-1
Product: Protein CBR-HEL-1
Exons: 5
Coding region: 1-1275 (424 amino acids)
Biological process (GO): mRNA export from nucleus; mRNA splicing, via spliceosome
Molecular function (GO): RNA binding; RNA helicase activity; ATP binding
Source: RefSeq, a predicted model, not a curated record
AUGGAAGACGAACAACUUCUUGACUACGAGGAAGAGCAGGAGGAGAUCCAGGACAAGCAAGAGGUCGGCGGAGGCGAUUCCAAGAAAACCAAGGGAACGUAUGCCUCGAUCCACUCGUCCGGAUUCCGCGAUUUCCUUCUGAAGCCGGAAAUUCUCCGCGCCAUCGGAGACUGCGGUUUCGAGCAUCCAUCGGAGGUGCAACACGAGUGCAUUCCUCAAGCCAUUCUCGGCAUGGACGUUGUUUGUCAAGCCAAGUCUGGAAUGGGGAAGACUGCUGUUUUCGUCAUCACCACUCUUCAGCAGCUCGAACCAGUCGAUGGCGAGGUCUCCGUUGUGUGCAUGUGCCACACUCGCGAACUGGCCUUCCAGAUCUCCAAGGAGUACGAGCGCUUCAGCAAGUAUCUCCCGGGAGUCAAGGUUGCCGUCUUCUUCGGAGGAAUGGCCAUCAAGAAAGAUGAGGAGCGUCUCGCCAAUGACUGCCCACACAUUGUCGUCGGAACUCCAGGAAGGAUGCUCGCUUUGGCUCGUUCUGGAAAGCUGAAGCUUGACAAGGUCAAGUACUUCAUUCUCGACGAAUGCGACAAGAUGAUCGGAGAUGCCGAUAUGCGCCGUGACGUUCAAGAAAUCGUCAAGAUGACUCCACAACAGAAGCAAGUGAUGAUGUUCUCCGCCACCUUGCCAAAGGAGCUCCGUGCUGUUUGCAAGCGAUUCAUGCAAGACCCAAUGGAGGUCUACGUCGACGACGAAGCCAAGCUCACACUCCACGGACUUCAACAACAUUACGUCAAGCUGAAGGAAGCCGAAAAGAAUCGCAAGCUGCUGAAUCUUCUUGAUAUCCUGGAGUUCAACCAAGUCGUCAUUUUCGUCAAGGCUGUGAAGCGCUGCGAAGCUCUUCACCAGCUUCUCACCGAGCAGAACUUCCCAUCGAUCGCCAUUCACCGGCAAAUGGCCCAGGAGGAGCGCCUCUCCAGAUAUCAAGCGUUCAAGGACUUCCAGAAGAGAAUCCUUGUCGCCACCGAUUUGUUCGGACGUGGAAUGGAUAUUGAGCGUGUCAACAUCGUCUUCAACUACGACAUGCCAGAAGAUUCGGACUCCUACCUUCACAGAGUCGCUCGUGCUGGACGUUUCGGAACCAAGGGAUUGGCCAUCACAUUCGUUUCGGACGAGAACGACGCCAAGGUUCUCAACAGUGUCCAGGACCGCUUCGACAUCAGCAUCACGGAGCUUCCAGAAAAGGUUGAUGGAGCCACUUACAUCGAAGGAAGAACCAACUGA